GACGUGUGUUGCUGUUUUACGUGUGUUACUAUUCGGCGGAGAUUGCUUGUUUCUUUCGUUCGGAAAUCUCUUUGUUUUUUCUUGAAUCAACACUGGAGUCUCAUUCCCCGAAGUAAAUAUAUCUGGUUUCUUUGUGUACAUUUUUCCAUCACAACAAUUCACCUGAAGAGGUUUAAGAACAAUGAGAAUACAAGGUGUUCUUGUAUGUCUGUAUUUCUAUUUGAUGUUCCCUACGAACAUCAUUGGAUUGUGGUGGGCGGUAGGAAGUCCUCUGGUGAUGGAUCCUAACAGUAUCUGCCGCAAGACGAGACGCUUGGCGGGGAAACAGCGCGCCAUUUGCAGAAAGGAACCGGAAAUAGUAGAGGAAGUAGCGAAAGGCGCAAAGAUCGCGCUGCUGGAAUGUCAGUAUCAGUUCCGGUACAGACGAUGGAACUGCACGACCGCCAAACGUUCCAUAUCAAAAAUAUUACGUCGAGACAUUAGAGAGUCUUCCUUCGUGUACGCCGUCACAGCAGCAGGAGUUGUCUUCGCCGUCACAGAGGCGUGCAGCACGGGCCACCUCUUACAGUGCACGUGCAAAAACAACAUCCGAGACAUCGCCACUGACGGCGAAUGGGAAUGGGGAGGUUGCGGCGACAACGUCGAGUUCGGCUAUCAGAAGUCGCGGGAAUUCAUGGACGCCAGAAAGCGCAAGAAACGACGAGGUGACGUCACUACCUUGAUAAGACUGCAUAAUAAUGAAGCUGGGCGCUUGGCUGUCACUCGUCACAUGAGGAAAGAGUGCAAAUGUCACGGGCUGUCCGGAUCCUGCACCCUGAAGACCUGCUGGCGAAAAAUGCCGAGAUUCCGCCACGUGGGCGACCGCUUGAAAGGGAAAUUCGACGGGAGCGCCAAGGUGAUAAGUUCGAACGACGGGAAACACCUCUUGCCCGAAGGCGACACGAUAAAACCUCCCACGAAAGAGGACCUCGUUUACUCCCAGGAGUCUCCUAACUUCUGUAAGAGGAGCAAGAGGUGGGGAUCCUUGGGCACCAGGGGGCGGGAGUGUGAUCCCACGUCGAUGGGUGUGGGAGGGUGUGACCUUUUGUGCUGUGGGCGGGGCUAUAGUAAAACGGAAGUGACGGUCAGGGAGAACUGUAAAUGUCAGUUCCGCUGGUGCUGUGAUGUUAUCUGCGAAACGUGUGUUUCCGUUAGGACUGUUUACCGGUGCUCGUGACUAAGGCAUGCCGGAAGGGGCAAACCGGAAGUGACGACCCGGAAGUGAAUGCAGCCAAUCCUAUGUCUGAAUAUCAACAGAAAACUCAAUACUGGCAAUACUGUGUCCAACGCUGUCCUUGAUCAGCAUUAAUUACAUUUUACAUCACUGACGUAGAUUUAACAGCAAUAAAGAGGUCAAUUCUAACGCGUCAACAUUGAAAUGAUCAGCAGCGUUGACAACGUCAGCAAUGUCACUAGUGUGGAUACGAACUGAAGACGAAAGUAAAACGAAAAAGUCCUCAAAUAUUCAGACGGCAUUACUCAUCUUAUAAAGUGCCUAAAUAAUCGCCAAAUAACAAAGAAAGACUAUCUGCUUUGUCACCGCUGUAGUUGAAGCUGUAGCUAUAGCUGUAGCUGACCUCGGCUGCCGUAUUUAAUUACAGCCAGACACUUUCUACUUUAGAAGUCGGCGGUUGGACAGUAUGUUCAAUACUAUACCGUGUUAUGCAAUUAAACGGGCAAUGCAGUUUUAGUUCUGUUUAAUAUGCAAUUAAACGGAGUGAAAGGUUAAAGGCGAAGCAGCAACAGUAUCGGCGAAAAACGACAGAAUUAACUUUUGUUGGCGCCAGUUAUGAACUGUAAUAUGUUUGCUGACAUGUUUCAUCAGGAACUCUUGGACAAGAUCACGUAUUUGUCCAGUAACCGCGUCGUUAAUGUAAUUCAAUCUGGUUCAACGUUUUGUUCCUGUUAAUUAACGUACUUACAUCUCUUUUGUAAAUCGCUGAAUAUAAAUGUCUUCCAUCCCAGCCAAUACGACUUAGGUGCGAAAAGCAAGCAACACACGUGACUUGCACAAAUAGCAUUGCAAUACCAAACUGUCACACGUGCUUUUUAGAAACAAAUAGUGUUGAAUAUGGUUCAAGUGUCACAUAUGGAAAACUAGUUAAAACAUUAGCUAUUCGAUGAUUCUGUCAUAAGUUUGUGUCCUUUAUAUAUCAGUGUUCAUAGACAAAGGCAUGCCAGUACAAACAAAAAAAUAUAGUGCCAGCGGAAGCAAAGUUAAGAUUAGUUAGUAGUUUUUUGUUGAAUGAUCCCACAGGUAAAAUGUGUUCUUAUGUGAACAAUAAGUAAAGAUCACCAAAAUGUGCUAUCUGAAAGCGACGAAAAGCAGAACGUGAAACGUGUGUUAUUAGAAAGCAAAGUCAAGCAAAAAGUGUACUGUAUGAAUGCAAAUUAAAGACCACAAAGGUGUACCAUUAAAGUGUAGAAAAGUAGAAGGUAAAAGGUGUGAUAUCUGAAAGCAAAGACAAGCAAAAGGGGUACCCUAUGAAAGUAAAGCAAAGACAAGCAAAAGGUGUACCCUAUGAAAGUAAAGUAAAGACAAGCAAAAGGGGUACUCUAUGAAAGUAAAGUAAAGACAAGCAAAAGGGGUACCCUAUGAAACUAAAGCAAAGACAAGCAAAAGGUGUACCCUAUGAAAGUAAAGCAAAGACAAGCAAAAGGUGUACCCUAUGAAAGUAAAGCAAAGACAAGCAAAAGGUGUACCCUAUGAAAAGCAAAGACAAGCAAAAGGGGUACCCUAUGAAAGUAAAGCAAAGACAAGCAAAAGGGGUACACUAUGAAAGUAAAGCAGACAAGCAACAGGUGUAGCCUAUGAAAGUAAAGCAAAGACAAGCAAAAUGUGUACCCUAUGAAAGUAAAGCAAAGACAAGCAAAAGGUGUACCCUGUGAAAGUAAAGUAAAGACAAGUAAAUGUACUAACUUAAAGCUAGGAAAGGCAGAAAAGCAAAACAUAAAGGAUGUACUAUAUGAAAAGCAGAGACGUAUAAACACGCCGGUUUUGCUUUGCGAUCUGAUUGAAAGCAAAGACAAGACAUGGAAUGUACGUCAUAUACUGUGUAACUUAGUUUGACACAAAGCAAGCGAAGUUUUGUUUCAAAAUGAAGGAAAGAUGACUUUGUGCAAAGUACUGUUUGAAAAAAAGAAAAGACAAUUAAAAUGUGUACGUUAUAAGUUUCGGUUGAUUGUUUCUCUGCGAAAUCAGAAAUGAGGUUUUUUCUUUGUGUUGAAAGACCCUAUUUGUUACGUAAGACCCCAUUGUGUUACGUAAGACCUUUUGUUUUGCAGGAGUAUUUUAUACGUUUAGAUAUACCGAUAAAAAAAACAACAAAAACAAAAAACAAAACAAUCGGUCAUUCAUUCGACACUUGCUUAUAUCCAGUGAAGGUUAAAGUACGUCGGUCGUGGGCGCAUUCUCCGUGAAAUUUCGUCAAAGGCAAGACUGAACAAACUAGAACAGAUUUAAGACGUUAACUGAAAUGACUUCUUCAUAGAAAAUAUGGUAUGUCUUGUUUUUUUUGGUGUGUUUUUGUUUUUUUGCAAUAUUGUUGUUUAUGUUUGCUGAUAUGGUAUAUACAUUAUGUCUUCCAUGGCACACAACGGCAUAUAGGGAGUUUGAUGCACAGCCAUGAGCUUGAAUUGAAAAGCUUGUGAAUUGGUAUGUAAAAUACUACAGAGAUGGAUAAUGUGAUUUGGCAUGUAACCUUGGGCUCAUUUUACCAAACAUCGUAUGUUUACGUCUGCGACUGGCAGUUAUACCGGCCAUACGUGCACACGUGUUCGGCAUCUAUUUCACGCAGAACAUUACAUCAUUAAAGAAGAUGAAGCAUUUUUAAGGCUAAAAGAAAUUGAAAUAUGUAUAUUUUAAGCUACUUUUGUUUGACUAUUAGUAGUAAUAAGACUUGCGGUUUAGUCGUAAAUUUACCUUUUACGUGAAAAACUAGCCUUACGAUACUUUGUGGAAUUAGACCCCGAAGUCUUCAAUAGUCAUAACCCUUAAUAGUAACGUGCACACGACUUGUGUAACAUGGUCAAGAGGAUUUAGAUAGAAAAUAACGAACCUGGCUAGAGAUUCUCGAAGCUGCCUUAGCGGUACGACAUCGUAAAACCGUCGUAAGCAAUGACGUCACAACGACGCACGCCACGGGCAGCCUACGAUGGCGCUAAGAUAGCUUCGAAAAUCUGGGCCCAAAUAUUCGAAGCAAUCUUAGACUACGAAUUCGUAAAACAAUAUUAACUAUGGCGGUCACUAUGCCCAUGUGUUGGUUAGUGACGUCACAAUCA
This is a messenger RNA of Gigantopelta aegis, 4320 nucleotides long. Its product is annotated as protein Wnt-6-like. The record is from RefSeq and is a predicted model, not a curated record. Lineage: Eukaryota; Metazoa; Mollusca; Gastropoda; Neomphalida; Peltospiridae. The transcript has 4 exons. Gene Ontology annotation, cellular component: extracellular region. The coding region runs from base 182 to 1216 and encodes 344 amino acids. Gene Ontology annotation, biological process: neuron differentiation; multicellular organism development; cell fate commitment. Gene Ontology annotation, molecular function: frizzled binding; cytokine activity.